GGCGCUGCGGCGGCGUCAGCUGACCGCGGGUCACGUGACCCAGCGGCGGGUGAGCGGGCGGCGGCGCCGGGGAUGGAGCAGUGACGCAUCUUGCCUUUAUCCUCAGAAUCAACAAAAAUCAAGAUAAGGGCACAAAAAUGACAGAGUUUUGGCUGAUUUCUGCUCCUGGGGAAAAAACCUGUCAACAGACAUGGGAGAAGCUACAUGCAGCAACUACAAAACAUAACAAUCUUUCUACUAAUUCAAAGUUCAAUAUUCCGGAUUUGAAGGUUGGCACACUGGAUGUUUUGGUUGGUUUGUCAGAUGAGCUGGCUAAAUUGGAUGCGUUUGUGGAGAGUGUUGUAAAGAAGGUGGCCCAAUAUAUGGCUGAUGUUCUAGAAGACAGUAAAGAUAAAGUUCAGGAGAAUCUUCUGGCUAAUGGAGGUAAAGUGUUACCUUUGAUAUUCUAAGGAAUAGAAUAGGUG
Molecule: messenger RNA, 464 nt
Organism: Oenanthe melanoleuca
Lineage: Eukaryota; Metazoa; Chordata; Aves; Passeriformes; Muscicapidae
Product: V-type proton ATPase subunit C 1-like
Exons: 4
Coding region: 138-449 (103 amino acids)
Biological process (GO): proton transmembrane transport
Cellular component (GO): lysosomal membrane; vacuolar proton-transporting V-type ATPase, V1 domain
Molecular function (GO): proton-transporting ATPase activity, rotational mechanism
Source: RefSeq, a predicted model, not a curated record